Ctenopharyngodon idella (grass carp) is the source of this 7975-nucleotide messenger RNA. It is a transcript of the gene slc8a1b, whose product is annotated as solute carrier family 8 member 1b. Bases 896 to 3718 code for a protein of 940 amino acids. Gene Ontology annotation, biological process: cell communication; sodium ion transmembrane transport; calcium ion import across plasma membrane. The transcript has 7 exons. Gene Ontology annotation, cellular component: sarcolemma; postsynapse; axon. Gene Ontology annotation, molecular function: calcium:sodium antiporter activity. The record is from RefSeq and is a predicted model, not a curated record. Lineage: Eukaryota; Metazoa; Chordata; Actinopteri; Cypriniformes; Xenocyprididae.
GACACUCUUUUUCAUAAUUAUUUGAAAAACGAUGACUGAGCGGAUUGUAAAAGUGUUUUGGGAUCGUUGGACUUAAAAAUUGGGCUAAAAAUAAGUUAUUUUAAUAGAAGAAGAACAGAAAUAUUAGCCUAUUAAUAAAACGUAUUAGACCAAACAAACGAUUCGCGAAAUGAGUAGAUUUCCCCCUUACUGCUCACAGAAAAAAAAGUUCAUCAUGACAUGUAGCGGUUUAUACAGCCGGCUGGAGAGGUUGCAGAGAUGUCGAGUGUGUGAUGCAUUACACUACAAAUGAAACCGGUAUUGCAUCACGUGGCACCGUCCUUGUUAAUUGCUGAUAAUUUAUUCAUUGAUCAUCAGUAACACGGAUAAAGGGUUUGCGUUCAUACAUGUGUAUGAGAAAUGGCAGCAAAGGGAGGGAAGAAAAAACACAAACGUUAAAGCAGAAUCUCCGCUCUCUCUUUCUUUCUCUUCUCGAACGCAGCGCGCGUAUCCCACUCAGAGCGCGAGGCUCCGCGGCACGCGCACACACGCUCGCUCACACACUCACGCACAGUCACACACAGACUGAACCAGCCGAGAGAGGGAAGAAUGAGGAAGAACUCGCACGCACAUUUCAGCUCUCAUAGAUUUGCUGAUAAAGCAUCAGAUAUUUGAUCGCUACGGGUCUGUUUGGGGAAAAAACAAACGCGUGUAUGGAAAUCGGAGGGUGCAUAUAAUACUCGCGUGGGUCUCUAAUCUUUCCUGCAUAUCAUAUAUAAAAACCUAAACUAAUGCGAGCUGGGAUACUACUGACGGUUUCCGACAAGCACUGUCUUCGUUAACACUCCUGCUGCCGCUCAGACUUUCUACUUCACGGAGCACCGUUACGCAGAAGUUUGUCACCGAGUAAGGAACGAUGAGGAAUCGUGAGACCUCCCCGCACCUCUUCUUGAGCUUUCAGUGUAUAGUCAUGGUGACACUGCUCUUCAGCGUCCACCAUGUGGCAGCGGAACACGCUCCAGACCACAGCCAAGAUCAUAGUUCUCCUGCCAACAAGUCUUUGUCUUGUGGUGGGACUGUCACAUGCUCACCUGGAGUCAUCCUUCCGGUGUGGGAACCCCCGAAUCCUUCCUUUGGGGACAAGGUAGCCCGGGCCACUGUUUACUUUGUGGCACUGGUAUACAUGUUUCUGGGAGUUUCGAUUAUUGCUGACCGCUUCAUGGCAUCCAUCGAGGUCAUCACCUCUCAGGAGAAGGAGAUCACCAUUAAGAAACCGAAUGGUGAAACGACCACCACAACUGUACGCAUCUGGAAUGAAACUGUGUCCAACCUCACCCUCAUGGCUCUGGGGUCUUCUGCUCCUGAGAUUCUGCUCUCGGUCAUUGAAGUGUGCGGCCAUAACUUUGAAGCUGGUGACCUCGGACCCUCUACCAUCGUGGGCAGUGCAGCUUUCAACAUGUUCGUCAUCAUUGGAAUCUGUGUCUACGUGGUGCCCGACGGAGAGCAUCGCAAAGUGAAACACCUGCGUGUUUUCUUCGUCACGGCCGCUUGGAGCAUCUUCGCCUACUUGUGGCUCUACCUGAUCUUGGCUGUUAUCUCGCCAGGCAUCGUCCAAGUGUGGGAGGGUCUUCUCACUCUUUUCUUCUUUCCUAUUUGCGUGGUCUUUGCUUGGAUCGCUGACCGCCGGCUCCUGUUUUACAAGUACGUUUACAAGCGCUACCGAGCCGGCAAGCACCGUGGCAUGAUCAUCGAGACGGAGGGGGACCGUCCUCUGCCAUCCAAGGUGGAUAUUGAGAUGGACGGGAAGAUGCUGAACUCUCACGCAGUGGACUUCUUGGAUGGAACACUGGCUUUGGAACUUGAGGACAAAGACCUAGAUGAGGAGGAAGCUAGACGUGAAAUGGCAAAGAUCCUGAAGGAACUGAAGCAGAAACAUCCGGAUAAAGAAGUAGAGCAGUUGAUUGAACUCGCUAAUUACCAGGUGCUCAGCCAGCAGCAGAAGAGCCGUGCAUUCUACCGAUGCCAGGCGACCCGCUUGAUGACUGGAGCAGGUAACAUUCUAAAGAAGCAUGCGGCAGACCAGGCUCGCAAAGCAGUGAGCAUGCACGAGGUGCGCAGUGACACUGGUGAGAAUGACCCGAUUUCUAAGAUCUUUUUUGACCCUGGCUCUUACCAGUGCCUGGAAAACUGUGGAACUGUGGCAGUGAAUGUGGUUCGGCGUGGAGGCGAUCUCAACCAGACCGUGUCGGUGGAAUUCCGCACAGAAGACGGAACUGCAAAUGCCGGCUCAGACUACGAAUUCACUGAAGGCACUGUCGUUUUCAAACCAGGUGAGACGCAGAAGGAGAUCCGAGUUGGAAUUAUUGACGAUGACAUCUUUGAAGAGGACGAGAACUUCCUUAUCCACCUCAGCAAUGUCCGUGUGCUUCAUGAGGGUGAUGAGCCAGAGACCACUGAAACCAAUCACGUGGAGACCAUCGCAACCCUCGGUGUGCCCUCCACAGCAACAGUCACCAUCUUUGACGAUGACCAUGCUGGAAUCUUCACAUUUGAAGAGCCAGUCACCCACGUUAGUGAGAGUGUGGGUGUCAUGGAAGUGAAGGUCCUGCGUACGUCUGGCGCCCGUGGGGUGGUGUCACUGCCGUAUAAAACCGUUGAGGGAACUGCUCGUGGAGGAGGAGAGGACUUUGAAGACUCCCAUGGUGUUCUGGAAUUCCAAAACGACGAAAUCUUCAAAACAAUAAAAGUCAGGAUAAUUGAUGACGAAGAAUAUGAGAAGAACAAGAGCUUCUUCCUGGAGAUCGGAGACCCUCAGCUCGUAGAGACCAAUGAGAAGAGAGAGGAAGAGAAAGAGGCGGGGAAGGAAGAGGAGGAGCCUCUGACAGGUGAAGAUGAAGAGGAACGACGCAUCGCUGAGAUGGGGAAGCCAAUGCUCGGAGAUCACCCCAAACUGGAGGUUAUCAUCGAGGAAUCUUAUGAAUUUAAGAACACUGUUGAUAAGCUGAUUAAAAAGACAAACUUAGCUCUUCUGGUUGGCACCAACAGCUGGAGGGACCAGUUUAUCGAGGCCAUCACAGUCAGCGCUGGUGAGGAUGAUGAUGAUGAAGAAUGCGGAGAGGAGAAGCUGCCCUCCUGCUUCGAUUACGUCAUGCAUUUCCUCACCGUCUUCUGGAAAGUUCUCUUCGCCUUUGUCCCGCCUACCGACUACUGGAACGGGUGGGCGUGUUUCGUGGUGUCAAUCGUUAUGAUUGGCCUCCUGACGGCUUUCAUCGGAGACCUAGCAUCCCACUUCGGCUGCACCAUCGGACUCAAAGACUCCGUCACAGCCGUGGUGUUUGUGGCGCUGGGCACUUCAGUGCCAGACACCUUUGCCAGUAAAGUGGCAGCGAUACAGGAUCAGUACGCUGACGCAUCCAUCGGAAACGUGACCGGCAGCAAUGCUGUGAACGUCUUCUUGGGCAUCGGAGUGGCCUGGUCCAUUGCCGCCAUCUACCACAACUCAAAGGGCCGUGAUUUCAAGGUGGAGCCGGGUAGCCUGGCCUUCUCAGUCACCCUCUUCACCAUUUUCGCCUUCAUCUGCGUGGCGGUGCUCAUGUACCGCCGCCGGCCCGACAUCGGCGGUGAGCUGGGGGGUCCGCGGACUGCCAAAGGGCUGACCACCAUGCUUUUCGUCAGCCUCUGGCUCCUCUACAUCCUGUUCUCCUCUCUGGAGGCUUACUGCCACAUCAAGGGCUUCUAAACACACGUACAUGCGCUCACACAUGCAUACACACUCAGAACUACACACCUUCACACACACGUUCAUGCGUUCUGUGGAAAACUAGCAAAGACUAAAGGUUAAAAUAAAGGGGAAAGACUAAAGACUGCAGAGGAAGGCAACAGCGGUGGACUCGGUUUCGGGUUCACGUGGAUAAUCGUUUUCCGCAGACCAUUGGCCUGUUCUUCUGUUCUCUCCACACGCCACUCCUUCAUCCUCAUCUUCCUCUGUUUGUUGUGUGUGCUAAAUGACUGCAUCUGAUUGGAUGGGGUUUGACCACAGUGUUCAAACAUCAAAUGUAGACUAUGAAAAGCUACUAUUGCUACCUUUAACUACUGUAGUUGUGCUUUUUUAACCUAAACCAGUAUAAAAGCCACGUGGGACCGUGGAAUCUGUAAGCUCCCUUCAUAGUGCCAUGGAACUCUGGGUAAUGUGGCUGUGUGUUAUAGGUUUGUUAUCUUAACGUGGACCUAGCGGUAAUUUUGCUUGGGUGAAUUUUCAGACAUACCACUUUGUGUUUACAGAUGAUGUAAUCAGAGUGGUCCUAACUGAAAGGGGUCAACUUUUGCCGUUUGUUUACGGCUCGGGCAUCCUCCUAAACAGCUUUUGUCGUUUUCAAGAGCAGCUCUGUGUAACUAAUUUCUGUGAAGGCCAGUUUUUAUCCCUCUCUUGCACUGGUGCAGUUCAUUUCAGUUCAGAAAGAGAAUAACAAUAGGAAGAAUACAGUAUGCCAGUUCCAAUCUCUUCUAGUGCUGAAGCUUCAGAGACCAGAGGUGCACUAGUGCAAGACUUCGAUUUAAGAGCCUCAAAGAUCGUAAAGUGCUAUUGAAUGAGCUUGGGUUACGGAACAUCCUGAAUUUUCUAACGUGAAUAUACCGCUGUUCGUUACGGAUAAGAUUAUUAAUUUAUGCAAUCGAUGGAAGGUCAGUGUAGUGAGAUAAUCCAGCAUGUGACAUGCUUUUGCCAACAUCACAUUGAGAGUUUACAAUUAUGACUGUUACUUUCCGUCCAAACAAAAACGCAUACAUUUACAGACGCACACUAUGAGAAAUACACAAAAACAGUGGCCAUACUUUCAGUGAUUUGUUCUCAGACACACAAUUUAUAGUCUUAAACAUGCAAGCAUGUAUAAUUGGUAGACUUUUGCUUGAUAAACUUGCUCAAUAUCCCAUACAGAUACACUCAGUCAAUCAUCUAUGUGGAGUUUACGAGGGCACGCUUUCCCUCCAACCCUGCUGAGAUUGCUUCUUUGUAUUUUGUAGAUUCGCUGCAUACAGAGCUGUAAGGUAAAUCUCGUAGAGUAGUCACGGUUUUAGACGUAGGUCGAUUUAAAAGCAGAAAUUGUAGAACUAAUCUGAAUUUGACUCUAAACAUCUUUAGGAUAGCAUGGUUUAACACAAACGAACUGAAAAAAGUAGCUCGUUUUAUUGCAAGAUUUUUCACUGUCCUUUCCAAAGUUCGAUUUCCAGUCUUAGUGGGUAAGUGAAAAUUAAAUUACGCUUCUGGAAUGAGCACAGUAGAUCUGACGUAGAUAUAUUGGACUGCAUCUAUUGUGUAUUUUGCGCCAAAUUUGCCAAAGGGAAAAUCUUUCUAAUGGAGACACUGCAGUGUGCCACAUAACCCCUGAAGUGGGUUUUGUAUUUCGAAUCAUACAUUUUUUUACCCACACCAAAAAAUGUCCUUGCAAGGAUAAAGAGGCCUUGGUGACAUUUCUUAUAGGUGUUUGUACUGAAGGGAUCCAGCCUACAGCUCUUUUACUGCAUCUGAACACCUUUUCUUGUGAUGAAAGAGUGUUUUUAAAGGAAUUCUGGGAUUCUGUGUUGGGGUUUGUAGUUUCAGUAGCUUGAUUUUGAAAGAGAAGAAAACAAUAGCUUGAAUAGCUGUUUAUUCUAUCUUUUUUUGUUGUUUGUUUUAUUUUGUUUUACAUUUUUAAUGAAGUUGUACUAGUUGUAGGGCAUUUCCGUAGGAAACCUUUGAUGAUGACCUUCAAUCCCUGUUGAAGAUGGUCCGCUGUUGCUUGCUAAUUCUAAGAUCCACAGGAAAGACACUACAAUCAACCAACAUUGAUAAAGACUUUUUCUUGAAGCCUAAUAUCUAUUUAACCAAUAAACAAACAGAUGAAGUUGGAGUCGGUGAAACCAUGUGAAUUACAGCCAUACCAAGUUCUGCCGAGAAGACUUUCACGGACUCUCGCCAUACGUGCUGCUCGCUAGCCGUCACACCAACCGACCGCAGGUGCGUCUCUCCGUACGGGGCGUUCAAACUGUACAUGGUCUCUCCGGUUUAUACUGUAUAUGUAUUUGCUUCGGCAGAGCAGGGGUCAGCAAUUGUGUACAUCUGUGCUCUGCGGUCUGUAAAUCAGGGCGUGGCUGUAUUGGAACCGCCCCCUGUGAAACCUAGCCCCUCCCUGUGCCCCGCCCCCUUGUUUGCCAUGUCCAUAUUUGGAAUGUUAAUGUGCUUCGUGUUGACAAUGCAUGGAUGCUAACCUGUUUGUAUAUAGUACGCAGAAUUCCCUUCAUUAACGUAGUCGACAGAGGUUUGAAAGCUGUAUAGAUAUUCAGACUUUUGUUUUGUUUGCUUGGUUUUCCUGUCCGUAAGUUUCAUUUGAAUGUGUUUCUUUUUUUUUAACUUGCACAUGUAUAUUAAAAAGGCAGUAUCUGUCGUUUGGUACAGGAGCGCAUGUACAAACAAAGGAAGCAAUAUGUCAAGGCCCUCUGCUUGGUUGUUGCAGUGGUUGUAUUAUUUAAUAGUAUGAAAUAUUUUGUCGUUGAAGCGUUCAGGUGUGUAUGUAUAUACUGUAUAGUAGAAUGAAGGCAGAAUUACCGCUCUGCCAUUAUCACAGAGAGAAUACAACGUAUUUAUUUGAAACUUCAGAAUGACAAAUAUUGCCUUUUGGAUUGAUUGUUGCAUAAAGCUCGUUUUGUUCUAGUUUCUUCGCUGAGCAGUGUGUGUGUGUGUGUGUUUGGUCGGUCUAGAGCGAUAUUUGUAAGAAUUAAGGGAACAUAUAAUCCGUUAUUUAUCUGCUCAGAGUCUGUUAAACAUCUUGCAAAAAUAAGUGAACCAUCUGGAAAAUGUCUGUAAAACAUUAGGAGAAUGUGUGUGAAGCAUCAGGGUUUGCCUUGUGUAUGUCGUACAUUCCUAAACCCCCCUCUCUCUUCCUCACUGCUCAGAUGGUCUCUAGUCUUUCAGGGGUUUAAUACUAAUCUUUGAUAAUAUUAUUUCCUCCCCUCCCCCCCCUCUCAAUCUCUCUGUCCUCUAACUCUCCAAUCCAAGGCCUCACUAACAUCUUGCAUUAAUGUGUCCAAUGAAAACCUGUAGGCUGUUUGUUGUGAACAAUCGCAGUGUAUAUGUGUGAAGAUGUUCCUGGUAUUCCUGAACAGUGCGUAUAUAUGUGUAAAUGUCUGCAUUUCACUUAUUUAUAAUGUGUAAAUUUAUAGCAUGUAUAAAGGUUUGCAAAACCACUUAUACUGCAAAGAAUAUUGCUCUAAACUAGUCGUUUUGUCUUGUUUUCCAGUAAAAAUAUCCACAAAACAAGAUAGAUUUGCAUGAGUAAAAUUAUACUUUUCUUUCAGAGAAUAAAUCUCAAAUUAUUUUUGUUUCAAGCAUAACUCUAACAAGAUGUUUAUGCUUAAGAACAAGAGAAAACAACAAUUGAAUAUUUAUAAAAACAUAUCAAAUAGUGUUGAGAAUAUUUUUAUAGGAAAACAAGACAAAACACUUUUUUUUGCAGUGUAAACAACAUGGCAGAAAGCUCUCAUGCCAAAGCAGGACUGAAUGUAUUGUAUGUAACGUAAUAGCUGAUCUAAAUGAAGGCUGUGAGUUUUAUUAUCUUAUCUGUCUUGUACAGAUCGAGGGGCUCAAAUCAUUGUGUGUGUACGACCGCUGUAAGCUAACGCUGAGAGUCAUGUUAAUGCAAGUGUGUGUGGCCUUGUGGCACAGUGUGUCUUACACAGUCCUCUUGUCAUGGGCUUAUUAAAGCUGACUCUGUUUUCCUCCUCUCUCUCGCUCUCUCUCUCUCUCUCAUCUCUUCUUUCUCACUUUUUGCUAUUUCACGCUGUUUUGUUUUGAUCGUUAGGUUGUUUUAAUUUCGAUCUGAAUAAUUAAAUAUGAGAUUUUUUUGUUUUGAUUUAUUUUUGUGUUGCACUCAAUCUAAUAAGAUGGACGUCCACUAACUGUGAUUGCUCCCCUAGUACACCUCUACACAGGAAAUAAAGUUUGGGAUAUCCUGUUUAGAGCUAA